Molecule: messenger RNA, 675 nt
Organism: Blepharisma stoltei
Lineage: Eukaryota; Ciliophora; Heterotrichea; Heterotrichida; Blepharismidae
Source: the annotation of a GenBank genome assembly
AUGCAAAGGCCUUCCAAAGGAAUCGAAACCAAAUUUAACUAUAUCAUAGAAGAGCUUGGUUUUGAAGAUCGUCCUGAUUAUUUAGGUUUUACUCCUCCUUUUAAAUUGGAAAAAUCUUGUUCAAAAAAAAAUAUAUAUUGAGUCCAAUAUUUUGAAUUUUGAUUAUUUUUAUUAAGAAUUAAUUUAAAAGAUUAUUGUUAAAUAGCUUUUUUCCAUUAAAAUUAAAUUUAUAAAUUAUUGAUUAAAUAACUCUUUUUCCAUCAAGUUUGUCGUAAAAAUUAAUAAAUUUUCAAAUGGAAAAAUAUUUAUUCCAAUCCAAAAUACCUAUAUUUUGUUCCAAUUUAAAGGAGGUGGAGCUAGAGAAUUAUUUAAAAAGUCAUUUUCUAACUUACCAUUUUAAAAAAAUUAUACAAUUAAUUUAAAAGAUGCUAAUUUUCAUCUAAUUUAGAACGAGCAUAAGAAUGCAUUAUAUUUAAUAAGGGAAGUAGCAGAAGAUUAUCAAUCUUAUUCUAUUUUUGAUUAAGCAAUUGCAGCUGAAGCAUGAUUUAUUUAGAAGAGAAGAAGAGGAGAAUGAAGAGAACAAAUAUCAAGAAAUUCAAUAAGGAGCAAUUGAAGAAAAUAAAACUCCAGAAGAAAAAACAAAAAAUACAUAAUGGAAAAAUUAAUGUUAAAUAG